GGGUCACUGCAUUCCAUGCAGCGGGUAGGGAGUGAGGGGCGUGGUUGGCGUUUGCUUAGGCAAAAGCGGAGCAAUCGACUCGCUCUAUCCUCCUUCACUCAGGACUUCCUGAUCUCCCGUUCUCGUCACUGGAUUGGCCGCCAGAGGUUCGUCUACUCCCCGGGCCUGCGCGAUGCAGGACGAGAGAAGAGGAGGGUGGGCAACAUGGCGGCUACUGCGGCUGGUGUGGGCCGGCUAGAGGAAGAGGCGUUGCGGCGAAAGGAACGGCUGAAAGCCCUAAGGGAAAAAACCGGGCGCAAGGACAAGGAAGACGGGGAGCCCAAAACCAAGCAGCUCAGAGAAGGGGAGGAGGAAGGCGAGAAGCACAGGGAACUCAGGCUGCGGAACUAUGUCCCUGAGGAUGAGGACCUGAAGAGGAGGCGGGUGCCCCCAGCCAAGCCAGUUGCAGUGGAAGAGAAGGUGAAGGAGCAGCUGGAGGCCGCCAAGCCCGAGCCCAUCAUUGAGGAAGUGGACCUGGCCAACCUCGCGCCCCGAAAGCCUGACUGGGACCUCAAGAGAGACGUAGCUAAAAAGCUGGAGAAGCUAGAAAAGCGGACGCAGAGGGCCAUUGCCGAGCUGAUCCGUGAGAGGCUAAAAGGCCAGGAGGACAGCCUCGCCUCUGCAGUGGACGCUACGACGGAGCAAGAGGCCUGCGACUCCGACUGAGCUGUGUAUGACUACAGAAAAUCGGCGUGCACGGAGAGGGCAAAACCAACACCAUCACGCAUGACGGGCGCAUGAACAAAAGUUACAGAAUAUGUGAGGAGACCGGUGCCUUGAAGAAGGGGUACCACCCCACCAGGUGGAAGAGUUGAUCCCCAAGGAACUGAAACCAUGACCUCCUUACAGACUUUAAAAUGAACGUUGGUUUUCUCGCCGGAGAUAAAAGAGGCACCCAGCUUCCCUAACUCAGGAACUUAGGUAGGAGGAAGAUCUUGGUGGUAAUCUUGGAAACAAAGAAAGUUUAUUAAAAUAAGUGACACACACAGACACACACGCAUACGUAUGCACGCGCGCACACACACACACACACACACCAUAAGCAACUCACUGGAGGAGCUAAGUAAUAACAAUCGGAGGAGGGAUUGAUCAGUUUAAAGUUAGGCGGAAGCCCUAGAAGGCGGCAGUGAGAGCAGGUAGCUUGGCAAGUGGACAUAACUGCCAGGUGUCCGUGAGUGGGUGGGAGAUCGGGAAAAGAAAACCGGAGAAAAAAGGAAUGGCUGACCACUUCUGUCUCUGGCAUCCUGGGACUGCAAUGGCCCGAACUGAUCCUCCCUUUGCAAACAGCUAAAAAUACUAGGUAAAUAAAUAGUUACAACAAAUACUUUUAAAGGCCUCAGUGACCAGACAAGAAAGUAGAAAACACUCGAGCAAGAGGGUAGGAGAAGCAGCAGAAUGCUUAAGUCUGACCUCUGACUUGAAGGUAUGUGACAAGCGAGGUGAAACAGCAUUGGUUUUCGGGGUGCUCGGUGCCUGGGGCCAAGACAACUCACUACCUGUGCAUAAUGAGGGGUCUGGUACAAGAACCCUCCAGAAGGCUGGGGCUGCAAAGGGCAGAGCCCUCUGUGAACUAAUAAUAGAUCCGCUCCCUUGGCAUCCUAGAGGAAAACUGAUUCUUGGCACUGACUGGAAUGAAGAAAGGUCUCCUUUGAGAACUGAGCCAGCCCCCACAUGGGUUUGCAUGUGAGAAACCUCAAGCCAAGAAACAGAUCGAUAACCUAAAAUGAGAAGCUAAGAGAUAGGGAGGAUAGAGUGAGAAGAGCUACAUAACAUGUGAUUAGAGUUCCAGGAGAGAAAAAAGGCAAAAAGGAGGCAGAUGUUUUAUAUAUAUAUAUAU
Messenger RNA from Mustela lutreola (European mink), 1876 nucleotides. It is a transcript of the gene CCDC12, whose product is annotated as coiled-coil domain containing 12. NCBI's taxonomy places the organism in Eukaryota, Metazoa, Chordata, Mammalia, Carnivora, Mustelidae. The coding region runs from base 16 to 705 and encodes 229 amino acids. The transcript is spliced from 9 exons. Gene Ontology annotation, cellular component: post-mRNA release spliceosomal complex; U2-type spliceosomal complex. The record is from RefSeq and is a predicted model, not a curated record.